GUUCGCACUCAGGUGUGUUCUUGACUACAAAUCCCAGCCACCUCCACGGUCGGUGGCUUUGCUAUCGCACUCCACCCCGUGCGCUCUUGGCCAGCUGGAAAGGAGGGCUCCGGAGGGAGGUUCCUCCUCAGCCGAGGAAGCGGCGGCGGCAGGUGGCUGCAGCCGCCCGCGGAGCGGUCACCAUCGCUCUCCGCGGCUCCACGCCCGUUGUCCGCCUCACCCAUCUGGCCGCAGCGGGCAUGGCUGAAUCCGCGUUGAGCCAAGCUGCCGUGCUGGGCUUUCUUCAGGAACACGGCGGCAAGGUGCGCAAUUCGCUGCUGCUCAGCCGCUUCAAACCGCUGUUGGACGUGCCUGCGGCGAAGCCGGAGGAACGAGCUGCUCUCCGCCAGCGCUUCAUCCAGUUGGUCAACAGCGUGGCCGUCGUGCAGGACUUGGAGGGGGUCAAGCUGGUAGUGCUGAAAAAAAAACACCAGCUGGCCCUGGACUCCUCCGAUGCGGAACGGAGACCGAUAGACUCCGGGGACCUGUCUGGCGAGGACGAGGAAGUAGAAGGCGCAGGUUCUUGGGCACUUGCUUGCCCUGCCGGCUUCAUGGCGUCUCCUAACCCGCCUGGAGAGGGUGGCCCUGAAGUGUGUGGGACGAUCCCUGUGUUCCAGUUGAAGAACCUCUUUCAGAAGGGGGGCUUGGAGAUGCCCAAAGUGCCCAGUGGCAAAGACCAUUUGGCCCCCAAGGGUGCCCCCGAGAAGCCCUGCAUGCUGCCGGUCCGCCUCAUGCCUCCUUCCAGCAGCGUUAGGAGCACUGAGGAGCUGAGCCCUGAGCAAGACCAGACCAGAGUCAGAGAUGGUCUUCAAGUGGAUGCCUCUGCCAUACUUCUGUCUGCCUCCCCUCGCGCCAAGAGGCGGCAGCUAAGUGAAAUGGGGUCGAAAUCCCCUUCCCUGAGAAGGGGGGCCAAACCACUAAAGGUGGGUGAGGAAGCUGACAGCACAGCCAGUGUGCCACUGGAACCUGCAGAGCACCAGUGGGUCGUGAAAGCCACAGCUGGCCAGUGGUCUCAGCAGCUUCACGGCUUGUUGCUCAUUGACUUGAAUCUGGCAAGCAAAAGAGAUUUCAUGAGUGGCUUCACAGUUCUCCACUGGGCAGCUAAAAGUGGAAAUUGCAGAACGCUGAAGAAAGUUAUAGAAAUGACUGAGAAAGGAGGUAUUCACAUUGAUGUGGAUGCCAAGUCGUACGGAGGUUAUACCCCACUCCAUAUUGCUGCUAUCCAUGGGCAAGAAGAAGUUAUUGCCGAGUUGGUCAAAGUUUACAAUGCCAAGGUUGGUUUAAGAGACUAUAGUGGGAAGAAACCAUUCCAGUAUUUAAAAGAAGGCUCUUCUUUUGCAGUCAGGCAUCUCUUAAAUGAUCCUGGUCUUCGCACCAACACUGGACAAAACCCUUCCAUCAAGAAGAACAUAAAAGUGGCUGCUUCUAUCUUGACUUCUACCAGCACUGUCCUGGGACUUUUGUCUGAUGAUACUGCCUUCUAUGAGCUGACAAAAGGCUUAAAGAAACCUGCCCCUCUCAAUAAGUUCCUUAACAUAGCCACAACCCCUAGGAGGAAGUUGAAGUCCCGUAGAACUUUAUCUUCUUCUUCUUCCUUGUCAGAGGCCCUGGAGGAAGAACAGGAUGAAACCACAUCAAAACACAGACCAGUUUCAGAAUUGUUUUUUGGUCACUUGUCUCACUGAAAUCAAGUAAUAUCAGUGUUUAACUAAACGUGUUGAUCACAGAUCCGCAAAAAUAUUUUGCCUUGUAUUUUUGAAUGUGUUUCACUUCAGGCCUAAUCCAAGGAGGAAAAAGAAAAGAUUAUUAAUAGGAUUAUGUUUUAACUUGAUAUUGAUGCUUUCCAGCGUUUGAAAAGGCAGAUUUUUUCAAUUACAAAAUCUACCUUUACUAAAUGUGAACAUUUUGAAGUUUCAUCUCAAUUUUAUCUGAUUUGGGGUUUUUUUUUUCUGAAUAAAAUGUAAGGUUUGAUUUAGGCUGUAUUCACUUAACUGGAUACAGAUUUCUAUGAAAAUCAGCUGAGUAAGGCAACGAUCCUGGAUACUUGAGAAUAAAUCCUGCUGAAAUCAGUGGACAGACUUCUGAGUAAGCACUGAUAGAAUUGAAAAAUGCCAUUAUAUAUAGGAUAGUUUAUCUUGAAACAAAAACACUGUAUUUUAUUCAUGCAUGCCAUUCGCAAAAGUCUCUUAAAUGUCCUGCAAUGGGAACAAAAACUAUUUCUAGUAUUUCAUGGCAUCCUAUCCUGUUCCAUUAAAGUGGAUUUAACAAAUUCAUUUAAAGCAGCACCCCUUCCCUAAUGAUGUGCCGUUUCUAGGGUUGGAAGUGUUUAAUCUUCUCUGCAAUAAUUGCACAAGAUCCCAUUUUGUACCAGUCUAAUUUUCAGCUGAUCUCUGAUUUCUGUAGCUGAAAAGAAAGCAACUGUAGUAAAACUAUAUUACAGUUUACAGUCUAAAACUCCAGACUGGUUCUUUUCCAUUAACCUUUUUAAAUAAAUUGGAAAAAGGAACACACAUGGCUUUUAAUAGCCAACUAAAGGUUAAUUUAUUUUUAAAAUUAAAAGCCCUCUAUCAAAUAUACGCUUAUAUAUUUACUAUGUGUAGAACUCAGAAUAUAUAGUGAAAUUAUAAAUCUAGCUCAUGCCAACUUUAAAACAAAAGAGGGGAAGCCUAAUACCUCUACUUCACUGUACUAUUUAUAUGACUAAUUAAAUCUUUUUAUUUAGAAAAUGUGUACACUCCUAAUUGCAAAGUUAUAAAUUCCCUGCACUUGAUAAUAUAGUGACAAUUAUAAUACUCUGUCCUUAAAAUAUUUAAAAGUAUAGUAAGAAAAAUUCUAUUUAGGAUAUUUAUUUUUAUACAAGAAGGAAUCAAAAUGUAACAGCUUAAGGAGUUAUUUUUAUAUUGUUAAUUCUAUAAACUUUUGAAGUAAAUCUGUAUACAGUUGCAGCCUUAAAAUGCAUCCAAUAUAAGACCUUAAAUUUUAUUGUGAAAUUUUCAUCAUGAAGUCCUCCUAGAUUUGAAAAUGCUUUUCAUAAACUGUUAUGAAAGCCUUGUAUAAAUAAGGUGGCUAUCAUCCUGCUUUACAAAUGAAUGUAUAGUUGUUUUGUGUACAUUGAUUUAAUACAAUUAACUAUUCUGUGGAAUUAAAUAAAGACUCUGAACCUGAUGUGAAUUUACAGGGAAGAACAUCCUAAAAUGUGUACAGAAUUGAAGCCCAAGAUUUUGUGCACACAAAACAUUAAAAUUAUUUUUGUGCCUCUCUGGUGCUGUUUGUACAAUGUAUAAGUGCUGUUGUUAUCAUGGUAAAAUUAGUUUUAUGCUAUAUUUCUAAGCCAAAGCCAACUUAAAUCUGAAAAGAUUAGCAUGAAGUGCAAACAUAACAUGGCAAGUGGUACAGUCUUCAGAUAAGAAAACCAUCCAUUUUAGCAACUGUAGUUAAUAAUUCAGCUACAUACAGAAAUAUAAUAAUUAUCCCUGUUGGUACUAUCAUCUCGUGUAGGAAAGUGCUUUCUUAACUGAAUCUGGGACUGUCACUCAACUUCCAAAAUGCAUUCACAGAAGUAUGACAUAUAUUCCAUGAAGAUGUUUAAAUACUUUGGAAAAUAAAAGUAUAUAAGUAAAAACUAAAACAUAAGUCUAUAGGACCAUGCUUAAAAGCCAAAUGAUUAUUUAACUCUACAUUACUAAUGCUGAAUAGCACAAUAUAAGCCAAUAUAUAUUUGUAAACUUGUAAAUUUGACAGAUUUAGCAAAUGAAUCUUGAAUGGAGUGCAAGGAUGCCAGUAAGAUCCACAUAGUUUAGAUGGGAAUCCAGCAAGAUCAACAACUUUAAAGAAACCACUCUCUCUUUAAUGCAGUUUGCUUUAAGGGCUGUCUUUAGCACUAUAGAUGGUAUUUUUAAAAAUCCAUUAUUCUGUUACAAUAGAAUGGACAAACAGGCUAGCAUAUCUGUUUACAAUAGUUUGGUUGUUUAAUCCACAUUACAAGUUUCAAAUUUCAACUGUAGCAUUUCACUGGACUACUCUGAAAUUCUUUUCAGGGUCAGUGGCUUUCGGAAUGUUUUGUUACCAACCCUGUAUUAAUAAAGUCAGUGCUUCUUAUUUCUGGAUAUGUGUGUUCAUGCAUGCAUAGCAUAAUCUUUAA
Messenger RNA from Python bivittatus (Burmese python), 4180 nucleotides. RefSeq names its product sosondowah ankyrin repeat domain family member A (gene SOWAHA). Lineage: Eukaryota; Metazoa; Chordata; Lepidosauria; Squamata; Pythonidae. The record is from RefSeq and is a predicted model, not a curated record. Gene Ontology annotation, molecular function: protein binding.